AUGUCCAACCCCUUCGCUCCUUUCGAGGCCGCCGCUGCUGCAAAGAAGCGGCCCGGCUACAAGGAGGAUCUAAACCAUGUCUUGAUUUGCCCUGAAUGCAAGGAGAACCCGCCAAACCUGAUAGAGGAGUUUUCUUCGGGUGACAUGGUCUGCGCGUCGUGCGGCCUGGUCCUUGGUGCUCGCAUCGUUGACACUCGCUCCGAAUGGCGUACCUUUGCCAACGACGACCAAGGGAAUGAUGACCCGUCUCGUGUCGGCGAUGCUCCCAACCUGAUGAUUGAUGGAGAUCAGCUCCAGACAACCAUCGCCUUUGAGGGCAAGAAUGCCAAGAAUUUGGCGCACCUUCAGAACAAGGUCACUCAGGACAAAGCCUCCAAGGUGCUCCUCGACGCGUACCGGAAGAUUCAGCUGUACACGGACAAGAUGAAUAUCGGUAGUCAGGUUGCCAACGCAGCCAAGCAUAUCUUCAAACUAGUCGAGGACAACAAGGCGCUGAAAGGCAAGUCUCAAGACGCAAUCAUCGCCGGCUGCAUUUUCAUCGCCUGCCGGCAGACCGAUUCGCCACGUACAUUCAAGGAAAUCUUCAGCUUGACCAACGUGAGCAAAAAGGAGAUUGGCCGCGUCUUCAAGCAGCUCGAGGCCUUUCUGCAGAAGAUGGGCGGCGAGGCCGAGAUUGCCAGGGCGAGCAUGUUCAACCAGCAAUACCAGGCUAAGGGCUCCACAAGCGCCGUCGAGCUGUGUGCUCGCUACUGCAGCAAUCUCGACUUCCGCGACCCGGUCCGUGUCGAGAACGUGGCCCGCCGCCUUGCCGAGAAGUCAACGCAGGUGGCUGACCUGGCUGGUCGAUCACCGCUUUCGGUUGCGGCGGCUUGUAUCUACAUGGCCUCUCAUCUGGUCGGCCAGCCCAAAUCUUCCAAGCCCAUCUCCGUUGUUGCGGGAGUCAGCGACGGCACAGUGAAGACUGCAUACCGGUACCUCUACCAAGAACGGGCCAAGAUCCUGACCGAAGAGGUGUUCCCAGAGGGUGUGCCCAAUGCGGAUAAGCUGCCCGUGAACUAG
Messenger RNA from Canariomyces notabilis, 1059 nucleotides. Its product is annotated as TFIIB-domain-containing protein. The transcript has a single exon. Gene Ontology annotation, biological process: transcription preinitiation complex assembly; transcription initiation at RNA polymerase II promoter. The record is from RefSeq and is a predicted model, not a curated record. Bases 1 to 1059 code for a protein of 352 amino acids. Gene Ontology annotation, cellular component: transcription preinitiation complex; nucleus. NCBI's taxonomy places the organism in Eukaryota, Fungi, Ascomycota, Sordariomycetes, Sordariales, Chaetomiaceae. Gene Ontology annotation, molecular function: RNA polymerase II general transcription initiation factor activity; TBP-class protein binding.